Messenger RNA from Aspergillus niger, 822 nucleotides. RefSeq names its product mitochondrial 54S ribosomal protein uL29m. Gene Ontology annotation, molecular function: structural constituent of ribosome. Bases 1 to 822 code for a protein of 273 amino acids. The transcript is spliced from 4 exons. Gene Ontology annotation, biological process: mitochondrial translation. Lineage: Eukaryota; Fungi; Ascomycota; Eurotiomycetes; Eurotiales; Aspergillaceae. Gene Ontology annotation, cellular component: mitochondrial ribosome; mitochondrial large ribosomal subunit. The record is from RefSeq and is a predicted model, not a curated record.
AUGAAUCGUCAGUCAGUUUUACGGCUGGCUCGCCAGACCGGAGCUUUCCCGCUGGCCGAAUUGCCUCCUCCCUACCUCGCCCCGUCUCUCCAUUUCUCUAUGAACCGGUCGACCGUCCAGUGCUCGAACUUUUCUUCCACCGCCGCUGUUGCCGCUGGCCGUGGUGAUCUCAACAAAGUCCGCGGCGUGUCCGCUAUUCACCGCACUGGCCCCAAGUACAAAUUGGGUGUGUCCAAGUACCCAUUGCCUAAGCCGGUUUCCCCAGACGCUCUCCCGAAGCGAAAUGCCACACCAGACCAUGGACUCUGGGGUUUCUUCCCCACGGACCGGACCGCUUUGAGUACGCCGACAUACGACAUUGAAUGCGGCCGCUCGUGGUCUAUUCAGGAACUUCGUGAGAAGUCAUGGGACGAUCUCCAUUCCCUGUGGUGGGUCUGCGUCAAGGAGCGCAAUCGCAUAGCUACGAGCGAUAUGGAAAGGAAGAGAUUGAAGGCUGGUUAUGGAGAGUGGGAAUCCUCUGAGCGGGAUCGUGUGAUCCGCGUCACGCAAAACGGCAUCAAGCACGUUCUUCGGGAAAGAUGGUACGCCUGGGAGGAGGCACAGCGUCUCUACAGAAAGGGCUACCGGCCUCAGGAGGAUAGCCAGGAAGCCAUAUGGGAGAUGAGAGCAGAUAGUGUGUCCAAUAGUCAGGGAGCUGGCCAGCUAUUAGUUGUGUCGAAAGCGGAAGACAUGAUCGAUCCACUGCGGCACGACCGAUGGGAAAAGGGGCAGGAGGAGAACUCAGGAGGCGAAACUGAAGAUGGGAAUGCUCCAUCAAAUUAA